UUGCAGGCCGAGCGUCGAGACACGAGCACACACGCACACAGCAGCAUCACAGCAGAUCCGUCCGUCGUCGGUUGUGCAGCACUAUACGAGCUAUAUAUAAUUGUGCGCGGAAGCAGGCGGUCAGUUUCUGAACCGGCGAGUUUCAGAGUUUUUUGCAGUACGUGCAGCGAUGCGAGGUCUGUGCGGUUUGUUGUUUAUUUUCGCCCUGGCGGUGGCGUCGAUUUCGGCGGCUCUCGAGACGUGCAGCGAGCUGUCGGAAUGCAGCGACGACUUCAAAAGCACAUGCCAAGAGAUGUCGGAGAUCUUCAAGCAGACGUUCGAGAAUCGCAACUUGAUAGCGUCGUGCAGCAAUGGAGUCUGCUCGUGUAACAUAGAGCUGGUCGGUGCGAUACCCUCUUCUUCUUCCUCCUCGUCUGCGGCGGCGGCGGAGAAAGCCAAAGGAGAACAAGACAAGAGCGGCUGAAGCCGAGCACGCAUACAUACGCAUCAAUGUCACACAUAUAUAAAUAAUAUUUGCUCUCGAUUACAUUACCAUUAGUCACGUUAGUUGUACUAUUUAUUUAUUCGUUUGAUUCGUUUGAUUCGAUUUUAUAUAUCGUGCGUACCAAUUGUCUAUCUCGAUCUCGGUCGAAUCGAUGUGUAUGACGCUGAUGUAAUGUAAAAAGAGAAAAAACUUUUUUUUUUUUGUCCGUCUGUCGAAAGGUAUUCCGAUGCACAAUUUCGAUUCAUCGAAAAAUCUGACGUACGUACACACAUCAUCAAUUUCACGAGUCUCAAGUUUCACGCUAAAAAGUCGCUGUCGCUUCGCGAGCGUGCACAUCCAUUUGUGCUGAAUAAGAUUCGUUUGAGUUUUUAAUAAUACAAAAAAGCUUAUGAUAAAUUGAAAAUUGACCAUAGUAUUAUAAGUUAAUAUAUUUUUACCAACGCUACACUGUACGUUUGUGCGAAUAAACCGUUUCAUUUAUA
Molecule: messenger RNA, 966 nt
Organism: Trichogramma pretiosum
Lineage: Eukaryota; Metazoa; Arthropoda; Insecta; Hymenoptera; Trichogrammatidae
Exons: 2
Coding region: 170-463 (97 amino acids)
Source: RefSeq, a predicted model, not a curated record